This is a messenger RNA of Orcinus orca (killer whale), 9577 nucleotides long. It is a transcript of the gene LRRC2, whose product is annotated as leucine rich repeat containing 2. The coding region runs from base 6269 to 7378 and encodes 369 amino acids. The record is from RefSeq and is a predicted model, not a curated record. Gene Ontology annotation, molecular function: protein binding. The transcript has 15 exons. NCBI's taxonomy places the organism in Eukaryota, Metazoa, Chordata, Mammalia, Artiodactyla, Delphinidae.
CCUUUUGCCCCAACUCAAUCCCGCUUUCCUUUUCAGGUACAACCACUCCUGAAUUUGACGUGUCUCCUGAUCCUUUUUCUAGGUAUAUGUACAAAUAUAUGUAGAAAUAAGACGUGUGGCUUUUUAAAUAUAAGUGCAAUGUUAUACACGCAUGUUUUACCCUUAAGUUCUUUCCAAGUCUAUACAUAUAGAUUCAUGCUCUCUUUUUAACCAGUACAUGUUAAGAUGUAUCAUAUACGUUGUUAUGGCUACACAAUACCUGUUUAAUCGUUCCCUUAUUUAUAAGCAUUUAGGUUAUUCCUAGAAUUUUAUACGUACAUGUGCAAUUCUUUUGGGGGGGGAUAAAUUCAAAGUGUAGCCCAUGUAAAUUGGGGGCAAUCCCUCCAGGUUGUCCUAACAAAGGCUCUAGGAACUUAUUUUCACCACAGACUUAUAAGAAGGCCUUAUUAUUUUUAUAAGCAAAUAGGCCUUAUUUUUUAUAAGCAAAAGAAUAUUUUUAAGGAUAAUUUCGUAGUUCGUGUCCAACUUUUACAAUUCCACUAAAGCAAUUACACGAGUGUACAAAUAUACAGGCAUAAGGAUGAUCUUUGCAGAGACUGUGAAGAGCUGGAAACCAACCAAGCACCCCACAAAAGAUAAAAAUUCUGGGAGCCUCUGUCCUGUGUGCAGGGCCUAGAGGAGGAGCAAACCAGGACUUCCUCAGGUACCUGGGCCUCACCUGCCCCAGAGAAUGAAGAGAGCAGUCUCACCGUGCAGUCUGGGCAAGACACCAGGGUGGUAAGGUAGGUGGGUGGUCAGUUUGCCCUGAAGAAUACAGACAGCAGCCCUGGAUUCUGGGAAGAUGGUGACACACAUGUUUGUCCUGCCUUCCUUGUCCUCUCUGCACUUUUUUUUGGGUAACACCGCUACCUCGAAGGCUGUCUGAGCAUCAUGUUCUCCUGAGAUGCACAGGGAAGGGAGUGGAUCUGGGCUUCAUUCUCUAAGCUUCCAGGUGAAGGCAGUUGACCAGAAGCCAUGGGGGGUGGGCUUGCCUCUCCUCUAGGUGUGGGGCAAAGUCCAAGCUGGUCAGACCCUGUCUCUUCCUGACAGGAGACAAACUAUCUGCUGCCCAGAGGGGCCUUGGUGACCCUGGGGGACCUGGAGGGACCUGCGGGGCUGGACUGACUUGCUCCAGGACCUCACUGCUAGGACAGCAGCCCCUGGUCCUCACCCCCAGGGUGCUCCUUCUGGUCCUCCGGCAGAGGUCCCAGUUUGCCAGGCCAUGUUCAGCAAACCUACAGGAAACUGACUGGGAGAACUACAGACCACAGAAGGAAAAGGAAACCGCAAAACCCACUCGCCAGCUGAUCCCCUUCUAGUUCAUAUUUUACGGCACAUCUUAAAGGAGUCGGCAUGAACCAGAGACUCCUAGAAUGUGGUUCAAACACCAGGCGCUUCAAGUGAGGAGCAGUCAAAGAGCUGAAACAGAAUCUCGAGGGUGACAGCAGCAGCUCUGGCAGUUACCUUGAUCCACUCAGCUCAGAAGCAGCGGGCAGUACCGAGCCCUGGAGGCCAGGCGGGCUCAGGAUCUGGCCAACUUCUUUACUCCUCACCUGUGUCUGGUCCAGGCCUCUCCUGGGUCCCAGGGGACUUGGUGGAUGCUCAGUCACUGCUGUACCGUUGUCAUGACAGCAGCUGGAGGAAAGGUAACAUGUGGCUCUGAGUAUGACCUUAGGCCACCUGCCUUGCCCCUUCAGCUGGCUGAGGGCUCUAGUGGGGCCUAACACUGUUUUAUAAGGUAGCUGAAUAAACAGCUGAAACCCUGAUUAAAGAAGUAAGAGCCCCAAACACAAAACCUUCCAAGAUAACAAUAUAGGACAGGGCUCCUUCACUUACUCUUUUAAAGAUUUGUUUGUCACCUACUGUUACUGAACCAAACUUGGGUCCACUUGCCCUUGCACGGUAAAGCCAAUCUACUGACACUGGACUGUGAUGAAGGAAAGUGCAGCGUUUAUCGCAGGGCGCCAAACAAGGAGUCCAGGCAGCUAGUGCUUAAAAAACCCAAACUCUCCAAGGCUUUCAGGGAAAGGUUUUUAAAGAUAGGGCGAGGGAGAGGGUUGAGGGGUGUGUGGUCAGCUCAUGGACAUUCUUCUGAUUGGUUGGUGGUGAGGUAAUUGAGAGUCAACAUCAUCAACCUUCUGAUUCCUACGGGUCUAGGGUCUAUGUGCUGGUGGUCAGCAUAGAGUUAACUUCUUCCCCCUGGUGAGAUUUUCAGUGUCUGCAAAACAGCUCAAAGGACAUGGUUCAGAAUACUAUAUAUAGCCCUUGAGAAGGAACUAAAGUUCCCUGACUGUUUAAUGGCUAAACUAUUAUUAUUUUGUCUUGCUUGACUGUUUUCCUUUGUUUCUGCAUUUUCUCACUUCUCUGAUUAAAUUUAUUCUUUGGAACUCGGGGAGGGCCUGGGAGCCUAAAGUUUUACUGCAAACAAGAGGCAGGUGGAGGACAUGGGGGGGCGGUCUGUACUGGGAAGGCCCCAUAAUGUACCGCUUGGUUACAUUACUAUGUGCUAAGCAUUUUUCUAGAUACAGCAGUGAACAAAGCACAGGAGACCUCAGCCUCAUGGAACUCAAAUCCCUGUCCUUGUGGAGUGACACAGACAACACACAAGUAAGUAUGAUGACAAUGAACCAACACUAGGAUGAGAAAGACCUUGUGAUGGAAGGUGUUGGGAGGGGUGACCUUAGAGAGGUCAGGGGUCUCUGAAAAGAAAACCUCUCAGUGGGGCCCCAAAUGGUGAGGGUGAGCCCUCAUUGAGGGGACCCCCAUUCACGUCAAAGUGGGGGAGCCCACAGUUGGGGUGCUGAGUUCAGGGAGGAAAUGCCUGGGCUUUCAGACGCCGGGACACAGGGCUGCUAUCCUGGUGGGUCAGAAGAGGGCAGCUGGGACAGAGAGUGGAGUCCCAGGCAGCUGCUCUUCCUCCUGCCUCCAGCCCGGGAGCCAGGAGGUGGGCCUGGUCUUUGCCCUCACCUUGGGGAAGGAUGAACCCCUCUACCUGCUGGGGCCACCACCUUGGGCAGGUACAAACAUUGUUUUCAGACAAGAGCAACAAAGAGUGAGCUACCCCUGACAUAUUCAGGGAAAUCAGCUAUUGGAUUUUAAUCCAAAUAUCUCCCAAGGUGGAGGCGGGGCACAGAAAGGCUUGGGUGAGCCUGGCCACCUCCUGCCACGCCACGUGUCUGGCUCAGGAGUGGAGCAGAAGGGCGCUGGGAGCUGAAUGAGUUGCCCUGAGGUGUGAACUCAAGUUACCCAGCACUGUUCUGUGGGGGUUGAACUCAAAUGUUUUGCCAAAACAACUGCAGAAGAAUAAACAAAAGGAAGGAAAGUAGAAAGGGAUACAACCCUCUUAAUAAUCCAAUUAAAAUGAGAACGUAAUCUGCCUAUUUUCUUUUUUUUUUGAAUUUUUUAAAUUUAUUUUUUAUAUAGCAGGUUCUUACUAGUUAUCCAUUUUAUACAUAUUAGUGUAUAUAUGUCAAUCCCAAUCUCCCAGUUCAUCCCACCACCACCCCCCCCUGCCACUUUCCCCCCUUUAAUCUGCCUACUUUCUAAAGCCAUUGCUUUAGAACCAGGCCACGUGCUCAGCACUGCCCUGUGGUUUGGCAAGGAGUGUUCAGCACACGCUGCAGCAAGGCAGCCCAGGGGAAAUAUUUGGAAGAGACUUAUAGGAAAAGAGGUGAUUAAUGGGAAGCAUGGUGGUAGGACCUCCCCCACUCCCUUCCAAAACAUUUCUUGAGCACCGCUUACAUGCUGGCACAAGUACCACGGGGACAACGAUGAACAGACUGCCCGGGCCCUCAUUCUGCCCACAGCACGUGGAGGCACAGGCCUUUAAGGCGACUUGCUAGCAAUGGGCGGGGCUGAGACUUGCUUCUAGGCUGUCAGAGUCCAAACCCACUGUGUUGGGAAAAAGACCAAAGUUUGGAUGGCCAGCUCUUGGCAGCCUGAAAAGGUGUGUCUGCGGUUUCCUGCUCUUCUCCAUCCUGUUUAAAGGCCCUUCUUUCUCACCACUCCUCCUCUUCCCAGCAGAGGCCCCACCCAAGAAGGAGGCUUUUCUCCCUGUGUGCCAGGAAAGGGCUCACUUGAUUUCAUCCAGGUCCAAAGGGGAAACUGGACCUUCAAAAAAAUGAUCCAAGCCGCUACAUGAUCUCCAGGAGCACGCUUGAAUGGGUGUAUGUGUGUAUCUAUCGAGCUACCUUUGGCUCUGAACCUCCUUUUGGCCAUUUUUCAAUGGGCUGUUGGAACAACUUGCUUCCCAGUGAGAGCACCUGCCCCAGUGAUUGACAGACGCCAAGGGAAGGGCCACAUCCCUCUCAAAGAACAUCAGUCAGGUCUGCCCACCUAGCAGUUUCAAGUUGGAAGGAGGCUGGGGACUGGUAACAUGGCCAUAUGGGGAGAAGGUGCAGUCUUUCCAGCUCUGCACACUAGGUGUGCUCGCUUGCCCUGCAGACCAGCGCACACCGGGCAGCUGUUAUUCCCUCUCCUAAGAAGUGAGAUGAGGCACAGCUGAAUUCAGAACUCGCUCCAAAGAGCUCCUCUGAGUGACUCUUGCAGAGAAAAGAAUAAGCUUCCAUGCACUUCCCAGGCUGGAGGGCACAUCACCAGUUGCAAUCGCCUGAUGCUUCUCACUUGGGGCUUUUAGGGGCUCAUGGAGUUACAAAGCAGUUAGUCUUAUCUCCCUUUGUGGACUUCCCUCCUCCUACCCCUGCCCAGAGACGGAGGAUUCUCGUGGGGGUGACACUGACCUUUGGCUAGGCUGCGCCUGUGCUGACAGAGAUGGAGCCAAGACUCAGCAACUGACUAAGUGACCAAAGAUUUAUGGGUCAGAUAACGUUCCAACCACAAUCGAGACCUGACGGCUACUUGGAACCGCGUGAUGAGACAAUCAUCUCUGAAAAUAGAAGACUGACCCCUCCCCUACACGUAACCCUUUUCCCUCUUUUCCCAAGCAAAACCUGGGGGUUUGGGUCUUUGUGACAUGAGUCUACCAUCUCCCCAGGGUUGCUGGCUUCCUCAGUAAGGCUAUCUUUCCUUUUACCCAACACUUGUCUUGCAGUACUGGACUCUUGAGCAAAGAGUCUCUUGGGAAAGAGACUCUUGGGGAAGAGGCAGGGAUUUCCAGGAGUUGGGCCACCGCCCACAUUUUGGCCUUUUAUGGUCAGCCUUGGAACUGUCAUGGCGCCUGUGGGUGUGUUAUUUAGCAUAUGCUAAUAUAUUACAAUGAGUGCAUAAUGAGCUCAAGGUCUACUGGGAGUCAAAUCUUCCACCAUCUUGGGCCUGGUCAGCUCUAACCAGUUUUUUUUUUUGUUUUUUUUUUUAACAUCUUUAUUGGAUUAUAAUUGCUUUACAAUGUUGUGUUAGUUUCUGCUGUAUAACAAAGUGAAUCGGCUAUACAUAUAUCCCCAUAUCCCCUCCCUCUUGCAUCUCCCUCCCACCCCUCUAGGUGGUCACCAAGCACUGAGCUGAUCUCUCUGUGCUCUGCAGCUGCUUCCCACUAGCUAUCUAUUUUACAUUUGGUAGUAGAGAGAGUCCAUGCUACUCUCUCACUUCGUCCCAGCUUACCCUUCCCCCUCCCUGUGACCUCAAGUCCAUUCUCUACAUCUGCAUCUUUAUCUAACCAGUGUUUGUCGUCUCCAGUUUUUCUCAACCACUGUGUUAUUCUUGAAAGGUUGUGCCCUGCCCCCUUCCCUCCUGUUUCAGUUCUCUUGUCACCCAUCUCUGUCCAUUGGAUUUACACCGUGGCAAAACGAAUUGGCAGCAGCAUCUGAAGCCAUUUCAGCAUCCGUGUCUACCUCUGUGAAGGCAACAGGUCCACAGGCCAGAAGAUGGGGGAGAGCGGCAAGCCAGGCCGGGGAAUUUCUCCAGCUGAGGAAUGCGAGGCCUCUUAUCCCACCAAGCUCAGCGCCCAACAGCUUCUGAUAAAACUCAAGUAACUGUCAGAAGUGGAGCCCUCGCCCGUUCAUCAAGGACUGGCAGGUGGUUCUUAGAGGGAACUUGAACUGGAGUUUCCCUCAUUUUGUCAACACUGUGGCAUUCUUCACAGCUCUUAACGGUUUUGAAAUGGAUGAAAUGCAAGUGGAGGGAUGAGGGAGGCCAAAGUGCAAAACCCAAGCUGUGUCAGAGAUGGGUGAAGGUGCUCCAGGGAGAAGAUUUCCUGUAUGCAAAUGAGCCUGGGCCCUUUGAAGUGCACCCCACUCUGGAAACUCUGGAAACCAGGUAAUUUCAUGCUCUUAAAAUGGGGCAUAAAGUGGUCGUAUUCGACGUCUCUGUCAUCAGAGCCUUGUGGGAAACUCGUGUCAAGAAGCACAAAGCCUGGCAGAAGCAGGAGGCAGAAAGGCUCGAGAAAAGUGCAUUGGAAAAGAUAAAGGAGGAGUGGAACUUCGUGGCCGAGUGCAGAAGGAAGGGCAUCCCCCAGUCUGCGUACUGCAAGAAUGGCUUCAUAGACACCAGCGUGAGGCUUCUGGACAAGAUUGAAAGGAACUCCCUCGCAAGGCAGAGUGCAAUUUCCAAGGAGAGAGCGAAACGGAGCAGUGAGUUUGUGUUUGAACUUACGGGGCAGCACUGGAAGGAGCUCCCAGAUUCCUUGAAGGAGCAGACGCACCUGAAAGAAUGGCACAUAAGCAAUACCCUGAUUCGGAUCAUUCCUAAGUAUAUCGAGCUGUUUCAAGCCAUGAGGAUUCUGGAUCUGCCAAAAAACCAAAUCUCCUGUCUUCCAGCUGAAAUUGGUCGUUUGAAGAACCUGAAGGAACUCAAUGUGCGUUUCAACCGUCUGAAGAGCAUUCCUCCAGAACUGGGAGACUGUGAAAAUCUAGAGAAACUGGAUUGUUCUGGAAAUCUAGAAUUAACUGAGCUCCCCUUUGAAUUAAGUAAUUUGAAGCAAGUUUCAUUCGUAGAUAUCUCAGCAAACAAGUUUUCCAGUGUCCCGAUCUGUGUCCUGCGGAUGUCUAAUUUGCAGUGGUUGGAUAUCAGCAACAAUAACCUGAGUGACCUGCCACAAGACAUAGACAGGCUACGAGAACUGCAGACCUUUCUCCUGUAUAAGAACAAGCUGACCUAUCUUCCCUUUGCCUUGCUUAACUUAAAGAAGCUCACCUUGUUAGUCGUCAGCGGGGACCACUUGGUGGAGCUCCCGACAGCCCUUAGUGACUCAUCCACACCUUUAAAAUUUGUAAGUCUUAUAGACAAUCCUAUUGAGAAUACCCAGUGUCAAGACGAAACGAUGGAAAGUGAACAAGAUCGCCAACAUUUUGAUAAAGAAUUUAUGAAAGCCUAUAUUGAAGAUCUUAAAGAAAGAGAAUCUGUUCCCAGCUAUGCCACUAAAGUAUCUUUCAGCCUUCAGCUUUGAUGCCAUCCAUCAGAAGACUACAGAAUUUUCCUGACUUGUGGAGCUGUAAAUCUUCCUGUUGUGGGUCAUGUCAUAGAGGAAUAAUGGCUUGUGCUUAAAGACAAAGUCUAGAAACCAUGGUCAUAGUUGUUAGGAAAGAUGAUUUUCAAAUUUCAAAUAUGUGAGUACCUCUCUCUGUGGACUGGAGAAUUGAUAAAUGGGUUUAUAUAUUGACAUUUAAAGGUUCAUUUGCAUACACUUGUUUCCAAAUCAUGCACAUUUAAUAUUUUAGAAAAUGUGUUAUUUUUUAAAAAUUAUCACUUAAAGACCAAAAUUUGAAGUUGAUUGCAUAGUUUUCAGGAAUCUGGAGAUAAAGGGAUGGUGAGAAGAGUAUUUAUACUGGACUAGUCAGAUGAGACUUUUUUAUUUUGUUAUUUUGAAAGAGUUUUAAUGCAUUAUUUCUUUUACUGAGGACAGUUUUCCUUGGGUUUAUACAAAUGGCUAUUUUCAUGUUUUAAGUUAUAUUUUACAAGUGUAGGCUUUCAGGAAAGACUUUAGGUAUAAUCUGGACCUUGAGGGCAGAAAGAAGGGCUGGAUUGUCUGCCCAGGCAUGGGGCUUAGAUGGUGUGCUGGUGUCCCUAGUGGAGCAAGUGUGGGCCUGGCUGGUCCUGGGAAGCGUUGCGUGGCCUGCGUGGGUGGUCAGCCUGCCUUGGGUGGGCCCCUUGGGGGUCCUGGGAAGCGUUGCGUGGCCCGCAUGGGUGGUCAGCCUGCCUUGAGUGGGCCCCUUGGGGAUCUUGGGAAGCCUUGCGUGGCCUGCAUGGGUGGUCAGCUUGCCUUGAGUGGGCCCCUUGGGGGUCCUGGGAAGCGUUGCGUGGCCUGCAUGGGUGGUCAGCUUGCCUUGAGUCGGCCCCUUGGGGGUCCUGGGAAGCCUUGCGUGGCCUGCGUGGGUGGUCAGCCUGCCUUGAGUGGGCCCCUUGGGGAUCUUGGGAAGCCUUGCGUGGCCUGCAUGGGUGGUCAGCCUGCCUUGAGUGGGCCCCUUGGGGGUUCUGGGGCGCCUGCCAGAGCACAGAGCAGAGACCUUGCCUCCAGGGACCUAUCCUCCAAGGUGGCCAUAUAAGUAGUGGGAAUGACUAGUCCACACUGAUGAGGAGUCCCUAGCAAGGCUUCUCUGCAGGUACCACAGGAGAACUCUGCCUGUGGCCAAGACGCUGCGGUCCAGAGGGAGCUCAGGAGACUGGAUUUACACUGGCAAAGAAGGUAUUCAUUACAGGGCUUUGAACUUUGAUAUCACAUUGUAGGAUUUGGAGAAAUUGUACAAAUAUCUAUUUUUAUUCUAUUAUCUUGGACUAAAAUAAACAGGAUUGUGAAUGUGUUGAAGCUAAGUUUAAACAAGUAGGUUUUGUGACUAAGAUGGAAAAAAUGCAUAUCUUCACAUAUAUUUAUAUAUGAAUCGACUCCUAUAUGGUCUAGCCCAGUGGUGUCCAGUAGAACUUUAUGCAGUGAAGGAAAUGUUCUGCAUCUGUGCUGUCUAAUUUAGUAACCACCAGAUGCAUCUGCUUCUUGAGCUGUUGAACAGUGUCUGGUGUGACUGAAGAACUAAAUUUUUAAUUACAUUUAAAUUUAAAUAGCCAAGUGUAGCUACCAUAUUGUACAACAUGGUCGAGCCAUUUGGGUUUUUCAGAAGUUAAUCUGGGCUAGAAAUGAAGAGUGAUUUUUAUUUUCUUAUCUGAAGAACCAGUCUACCCCCAGAGGGGUUAAUAGACACCCAAUAUUUUGUCUUAAUGGGUUUAAUCAUAACUCUAAAUAUUUUAUCCUCAACAGACAUAAAGCAGGCAGAACAGUCUAAAGUCACAUAGUAAUGCUUCAGUAGAGUACUGCUUCAAGUUAAAGACAAACUCUGAGAAGUAGGUUAAGAGAUGGAAAGAAUAGGAAAAUGAGAAAUCACUUUAACUGAACCUCAAACAAUUGUAUUUUUCUUUAUAACACUUUACAAAUAUAAUGCAAAUUUAUUAGUUGUACUACGUGAAUGAUUUUGGAAUUUUAUUUCAUGCUACAGUAUAUGUUACAUACAGCCAAAUGGAAAAUAUAUCUGAAAAGGGGGGAAAUGAGGGCUUUAGCAUAAAUUGACUGUCCAUAGCUCAUGUAAAAUUUAUUUCAAUAAAACCAGUCUUUUGUGCAAAAACCUUAUCUCGAUGUUACAUAAAAAUAACUGAAAAAGUA